This is a messenger RNA of Closterium sp. Naga37s-1, 1692 nucleotides long. NCBI's taxonomy places the organism in Eukaryota, Viridiplantae, Streptophyta, Zygnematophyceae, Desmidiales, Closteriaceae. The record is from the annotation of a GenBank genome assembly.
AUGGCUUCCAGACGAGCGCUCCUCGCGGCUCUCCGCUCCGCAUCCCGCCGAUCAUCGCAGCCCACCAAGUACGGAACCACCGCAAACCGCUUUUUCUCCUCCGCCGCCUCCACCCCCGCCUCCCGCUCCCCCGCCAUCGCUAACGCCCUUCUCCGCGGAAGCACGCUCGCAAACCAGGUUUCUGCCGGUCGCCAUGUCCCCGUGCGCUCAUUCGCGGCGGAAGCCGCCGCCGUUGCGGAGACAACCCCCGAGGACUUUACCGGCGCCGGCAGCAUUGGACACAUCUCGACGGUUAUCGGAGCCGUGGUGGACGUUAAAUUCGACAAGGGCCUUCCGCCGAUUCUGACGGCGCUGGAGGUGCAGGGGCACUCGAUCCGCGUGGUGCUGGAGGUUGCGCAGCAUCUCGGGGAGAACACCGUCCGCACGAUUGCCAUGGAUUCUACCGACGGGCUCGUGCGCGGGCAGCACGUGCUCAACACGGGAUCGCCUAUCACGAUCCCUGUGGGUCGCGCGACGCUCGGGCGCAUCAUGAACGUCAUCGGCGAGCCCAUCGACGAGAAGGGCCCGCUCGAGUCCCCCCACAGCCUGCCCAUUCAUCGCGAGGCUCCUCUCUUUACCGACCAGAGCACGGAGCAGGAGAUUCUCGAGACCGGUAUCAAGGUCGUGGAUCUGCUGGCGCCGUACCAGAGGGGAGGCAAGAUCGGUCUGUUCGGCGGAGCGGGAGUGGGCAAGACGGUGCUGAUCAUGGAGCUGAUCAACAACAUCGCCAAGGCGCACGGUGGCUUCUCCGUGUUCGCGGGCGUGGGCGAGCGCACCCGCGAGGGCAACGACCUGUACAAGGAGAUGAUUGAGUCGGGCGUUAUUAAGCUGGGCGACAAGCAGCUGGAGAGCAAGUGCGCGCUGGUGUACGGGCAGAUGAACGAGCCCCCCGGUGCGCGCGCGCGCGUGGGGCUGACGGGGCUGACGGUGGCGGAGCACUUCCGCGACUACGAGGGGCAGGACGUGCUCUUCUUCGUUGACAACAUCUUCCGGUUCACUCAGGCCAACUCGGAGGUGUCUGCGCUGCUGGGUCGUAUCCCCUCCGCUGUGGGGUACCAGCCCACGCUGGCGACGGAUCUGGGCGGGCUGCAGGAGCGAAUCACCACCACCAAGAAGGGCUCUAUCACGUCAGUGCAGGCCAUCUACGUGCCUGCUGACGAUCUGACUGACCCUGCUCCUGCUACCACCUUCGCGCAUCUCGACGCUACGACCGUGCUGUCUCGUCAGAUCUCCGAGUUGGGUAUCUACCCUGCUGUGGACCCGCUCGACUCUUCCUCGCGCAUGCUCUCCCCGUCCAUCCUGGGCUUGGAGCAUUACAACUGCGCGCGUGGCGUGCAGAAGGUGCUGCAGGACUACAAGAACCUGCAGGAUAUCAUUGCCAUUUUGGGAAUGGACGAGCUGAGCGAAGAUGACAAGCUGGUGGUGGCCCGUGCGCGCAAGAUCCAGCGUUUCCUGAGCCAGCCCUUCCACGUGGCUGAGGUGUUCACUGGCUCGCCAGGCAAAUACGUCGACGUCAAGGAGAGCAUCACCAGCUUCCAGGGAGUGUUGGACGGCAAGUACGACGACCUGCCAGAGCAGGCGUUCUACAUGGUGGGAGGCAUCGAGGAGGUGGUGGCCAAGGCGGAGAAGCUUGCCAAGGAGCUCAGCUCUUAA